AACAUAAAUUUUCUAAAUUUAACAAGUGUGAAUUCAGUCAAUAUUUAAGUGAAGAAGCAGCAGCAUCGGGACUUAUUCAUUGGAUUAUUUAGUGCAUCUUUUAAUUAACCAAAAAUAAAUAUUCAAAUGUCUGGAUUAAAAUUUGUGUUUCUUAUCGGAUUUUUAAGCAUAUGCGAUGCUUUUUGGUGGGGACGAGAUAAUAGAGAAUCAAUUCAACUUCCACUCAACCCAUCCACACCACUUCCACCAAACCUCCGGCAAUAUCCAGUCUCAUACAUUCGAGCAUUUGCCUAUCAUCCAGUCGCAUUUCCACAACCAUUAGCUCCAAUUACAACAUAUCAAGUAAGAAAUCAACAGUCACAAAGAAGUUCAUACCCAUUUUCAUCAUCUGUCCAGUCAUUAUCACAGCAUCAAGCACCAAAUACACAAAAUCCUCAAGAAUUAGAAACCACUCAAAUUUCAACAACUCCGUCUACAACUUCAACAACGUCUACGACAACAACAACGUCUACGACAACAACAACACCGAUGCCAACAACCACAACAUCUACAACACAAUCACCUCAAUUUUCUGGUUCACAACCAAUUCCACAAUCAUUCGGUAGAGUCGAUUACGGUGCAUUUUCUCGAAGCGAUUAUGGUCAGUCAAUUCAGAGGCAAUUGCCACAACAAAAUACAAAUUAUGGUGGAUUUCCGUACUACAAUAAUCAGCAAUAUCACUACAGAUACGAUGAUGGAUCAGCAAAUCAAUUCUCAGGACGAUUAAUCAACAAUGAACAAAACUUCCAACAAUAUUCAGCAGAUCCAGUCACUUAUCAAUUCAUUCCAACAUCAAUCACACCAAUUGCACCUCAAAAUAGUGUCAAAUUUGUUCCAUGUAUGUGUCCAGUUGCUGUUCAAGUAUCACCAAAUUUAGCUGAAAAGAGAGCUGAUGAGAGUAUGCAAGUUGUAGCACAAACGACUGAGAGUAGCACGACUAGUUCCACACAGGUACCUCUAAUGGUGUUUGAUGAUAUUGAGGAAGAAGCAAAGUAAAUAGGAUUAGUAGAUUUUAAUGAAUUAUAGGAUAGGUUGAAAGGUUUUUGAGAUUUUUCAAAUUUUAUUUUGAGUAUCUUCAGUGCAGUGUAAAGGCGUAGCAUUAAGGCAAAGUCCAUGUUGAUCUUCAGAACGUAGUUAAGAGAUUGGAAGAGAGUUUAAAGGUCAAACUCUAGUUAAAGGUCAAGAUUUAGCUCAAAACAUAUCAACUUAAACUCUUGAGCCUUUAUGGUUUCCAAUUCCAACAUAAAUACAACUUAAAUGCUAUUUAAAGGUAAAAAGAUUCUCAAAAAUCAAUCAAAAACUCUUCAAAUCCAAAUAAAAACAACGAAAUUUGAUGACUGACAAAAAUUCUCAAUUUUAGAUAUUAAUCUUAAUCCG
Molecule: messenger RNA, 1416 nt
Organism: Chironomus riparius
Lineage: Eukaryota; Metazoa; Arthropoda; Insecta; Diptera; Chironomidae
Source: the annotation of a GenBank genome assembly